Messenger RNA from Neopsephotus bourkii (Bourke's parrot), 3667 nucleotides. It is a transcript of the gene CCDC18, whose product is annotated as coiled-coil domain containing 18. The record is from RefSeq and is a predicted model, not a curated record. NCBI's taxonomy places the organism in Eukaryota, Metazoa, Chordata, Aves, Psittaciformes, Psittacidae. The transcript is spliced from 24 exons. The coding region runs from base 95 to 3418 and encodes 1107 amino acids.
AAAGUAACUUUGCAAAUAUUUUUCACAUAUUUUUAACAAUGUUUUGACAUUAAAUGUUACUUUAGUCAUACGUGUGGCGCCAGUGGGUUGUACUAUGUGGACUUGCUCUGAAAGUGCUGCUUAUGAAGACCUUGCAAAUUUGCAAUCAUUAUGGAAACAGCUGAGAAGAACUGAAAAAAACCUACAAACUGUAGAGGAAGAGCUUUCCAGCACUCAUACAAGUGAGCGUUAUGGACCCUGCUUGGAUGAGGCUGUAGACUUCACUCCGAAGGACCUUGUUCAGCCUAACUGCAACUAUCAAGGCUUUUUCAGCUGUAAGACGAAUGCUGGUAAAACAUCAGGCAAGAAUUUUCAAAGGACAUCUGAAUCUUACCCAGUAUCCACAACUUCUGAUAAAACCAUGGAAGAAGAUGAACGUCUUAAGGAGAAGCUGGAUGCCCUUCAUGAGCAAAAUGCAUCUUUGACUUCUCAGAACCAUUACCUAAAGAACAGACUGGAAACAAUGAACUUUGAAUUGCUGCAGUCAAAAACAAGAAUUUCUUACCUUGAAUCGACUUUAGAUGCACAUUUAGUCAGCAUUCCAAAGCUGAAAGAACAGAUUGUAAACUUGGAAGCAGAAGUUUCAGCUCAAGAUAAGAUUCUCAGAGAUGCAGAAGAGAAACUAAAUCUAAGCCAGAAAACAGCAAUGGAAAGAGGAAACAUGUUGCAGAGAUAUAAAAAGGACUAUAAAAACCUGAAAAUUGAGUUAAUUGAACAAAGCAAGCAAGGAAAGAGGGCAGAACAACAAAGAAACGAAGCUUUGUUGAGCGUGGAGGAGCUGACAAGAGCUUUCAAAAAGUAUAAAGAGAAAAUAACUGAAGCAUUAGAAAAGGUUAAAGCUGAAGAAGUAAUCUUGGGAAAACGUUUGAUUAAUUGUGAAAAAGAAAGAGAGAAGUUGAAUGAGAAGUGUGUCAGCUACAGAAAGGACCUAGACAUCCUAGAGGAGCAACUAAGGCAAUUAAAGGAAGAGAAUCAUAGCACGAAAGAAGAAAUUAAGAUUCUUGAGGUAAAGAACACUGAAAUGGUGUCAAUGCUGACUCGAUCUGAUCAGAAGGUCAGGGAGCUUGAGAGUGAACUUCAUGAAAAAGAAAGAGUACUUCAAGAGAAAAAUGUUCUAAUAAGUGAAAACACAGAGCUAAGAGAUCUUACUGAACAGCAACGUAACCGCUUGAAAUUAUGCCAUCAAGAAAUUGAAGAUUCAAGGGAAGAGCUCCACAUACUAGAAACCAUUAUUUCCCAGUUGUCCCUAAGUACAGCUGAAGAGUUUAAAUGGCACCACUUGAAACACCAGCUAUCCAGCUCUUCAACAAAAGAAGCUCUCUCUGAGUCUUGUGAAUUGAACAAACCUUUGAUUGCAGACCAAAGCAUUAAACUGGCAAUGAAAGACGCAGAAGCUCAAAAGCCUUGUUCAAAUCUUACUGUCUGUACUGGAGCCAAGCAUCUUUCUAAUGAUAAUGAAGGACAAGAAAAUAGCACGUCAUAUGACCUGGAAACAGAGCCUGUCAUAUUGCUCAGAAGUCAAGGAGAGAGGAGAAAAUGUCAGCAGUUGGAACUUAUCAGCAAACAAUUUGAAAAGGAGAGGCAAAGAUUCCAGAAAGAGACAGAAGAAUUACGCACUAAACUGACAAAAGCAGACGAAGAGAAUUCUUCUUUGAAGACCAGCAUGGCUCAGAGAGCCAGUCAUUUCCAAGUCAUGCAGGAAGACCUAUUGGAGAAGGCUUCAAAAGCUAGUAGCUUAGAGAAAGAAAUAACAAAGAAAUCUUCUCAACUUUCUGUACUUGAGAAACAGCUGGAAGAAAAGACUACUCUUUACUCUGUUGUUGCAACAAGAAAUACUGAGUUGGAACAGGAACUCAUGGAAAAAAACAGACGCAUUUAUGAGUUGGAAACAGCUUUCGGUGAAGAACAUGAGAAAAUAACUUCUGCCUUUGAAAAAACAAAGUUGGCUCACCUUGAGCAGCACAAAAAGAUGGAGAAACAGGUUGAGCUACUUCAGACAGAGCUGGCGAAGAAAGAUCAACAAUUAAUUGAACAAGAGAAAAGAAUAUCUAUGUUGCAACAAGAUGUUAUACAUAAACAGCAUCGCAUUGAAUCAUUGGAUGGGCUGCUGACAGAAAGCAGAGAGGAAAUGGAAAAUCAGAGUGUCAAGAAAGAUCAAGGAUUGAAGGUCCUGAAAAGUCAGUUAACAGAAGAAACAGUCAGAGUGAGACAACUUGAGUCAGCACUAGACAUAUGUAAGGAAGAAGUUGCACUGUAUCUGAAUCAGUCACAAGAAAAUAAGGAAUUAUUUGAAAAUCAGCUCAAGAAGAAGUCUCAAGAGGUUCUUUAUUUACAGAAAGAAAUAAAAAUAAAGGAUCAGAAUAUUCAGGACACAAGUGAACAAAAUAUUCUUCUACAACAAACUUUGCAUCAUCAGCAGCAAAUGUUGCAGCAAGAAACUAUUAGAAAUGGGGAGCUGGAAGAUAAUCAAAUUAAACUUGAAAAACAGAUAUCCAAUUUGGAACAAGAGCUUCACAAGCAGAAAGCCUGUGCAGAAAAUGAGUUGAGAAAAGUAGAAGAGAAGCAUCGCCUAGCUGCUCAGGAAGCAGAUUUAAACAGAAAGAAGGUGGAUGAACUUAAUCGCACGAUCAGACAAAUUAAAGUGGAGAUGGGUCAGUGCAAGAAUGAACUUACUGGUAUGGAAAAAGAAGUUGUGCAAUUAAAACAAGAUGGUGAAAACAAAGCAAUGCAGAUAAAUCAAUUGAAUAUUACUUUGGAAGAAGCAAGAUCAGAACUCAAUGAAAAGGCAAAUGAGGUGAAUGAAUUAGAAGAUAAGCUGUUUCAAAGUGAGACUUGCCACAGAGAAGCCUUACAGAAAAUAGCAGAACUAGAGUCAGCAUUGCAGAAUGCCCAUGGAAAAUUAAAAAUCACUUUAACACAGCUUCAGGAAUUGCAAGAUGCAUUACAGAAUGCACAGUCCUCUCUGGAGGAGAAACAAGUUGCUAUCGUGAAUCUAACAACUGAGCUCAGGUAUUGCAAGGGAGAAAUUGAAGACAGAAGGCAAGAACUCCUUGACAUGGACCAAGCACUGAAAGAAAGGAAUUGGGAACUGAAACAAAGAGCAGCUCAGAUUACACAGUUGGAUAUGACAGUUCGUGAACAUAGGGGAGAAAUGGAACAACAAAUAAUUCGAUUACAGUGCAAUUUAGAGAAGUCAGAGCUAGAAAUUAAGGAAUGCAAUAAACAGAUUGAGAGCUUAGAGAAGAAACUCCAGCGUUGCAAAGAUGAGCUUCGUGGAAAGGAGUUUGAAUUGCUCCAGAGAGAUCAAGAAAUAAAUCAGCUGAAGAAAAAAAUUGAAAGGAAACAACCAGAACCUCUUGAAAAGGGACAAGACUUGUGAAGGAAAGAAUGUUGCUCAUUGGACGCAGGAAUGCUGUUGCUGGCAACAUAAUUGUGCACUCAACAACAUAAUUAAGCAUUCAAAAAGGAAAUAUUGUAUUUGUAAAUGAUGAAUAUGGUUAUUUGUACUGAAACAAAUUGCAACCUUUUUUACUCUUUCAACUGUUUCUGAGAUUAUUGCCUUGAUGUUAUUAUUAUUAACAUCUUGAUUUAUUUUUGAGAAAUAAAUUUUAGUUUUUAAGUAUCUUGA